AAUUUAAAUAAACGCAUAAAAUAGUUGUUGUGGUGUGUUUUUUCGGUCAAUGAACUUGUCGGCAGCCAUUUUUGCGGAACGCGCGAGUGCUUGUGUUGAAAAGUUUACUAUUUAGUGUAAAAGGAUUAUUAAUUAUCCAUAAUGUCAUCCGGGAGCUCAGAAGUUUAUAUGGAGGAGGAAUUUCUGGAAGAUCUUCAAUCAGAAUUUGAUUAUGAUUUUGAUGAAGACCUAUACUCCCCCCCUGAACCCCUGCAGAUUGGCGGAAUGGAGGACUCCGACUUUCUAGACUCUGAUGACGAUUCCGUACCAUGCCUCCACUCACCUUGUCGUGAUUUCGAAAUCGAUGUUGAUGUGGAGGAACUGGACAUGGAGGAACUGGAUGUGGAGGUAUUGGACUUGGAGGAACUGGAUGUGGAGGAUUGUUCCGGGUCAGUAAGAUCUGUACAAAUAACAGAAAGGUGAGUAAUUUAAAAAUGUAAUUAGCUGUUUCCUGCGGUAAUGUCUAAGUAAAAUUUCUUUACUUACAGGCAAUACAAUAUGCAAAGCCUAAGUUACUUGGGGUCCCAUUGCAUUUGUUUCAUGUUAUAUAGUUGUUGAAUGUCUAUGCUUUAUUGCUUUUAAGUAUUUUGAUUACCAUGCCCAUAUUUUUUUAUAACUUCUCAGUUUUUUUGUACUUUUGAGGAAGUGAUCAAACCUAAGUUUGAGCAAAAUAUUUAACAGUGUAAUAAUACCUUAUAGGAAAAUGUGUUCGACACCUUUCAAUCAAACAUGAUAAAAAAUUGGUUUUCCUUUACUGAGGAUGCUUAAUUUUUAUUAAUUUUGUGUCAUCUGAUGCUCUGAUUACUAAUGUUUCUGAGAAAGAUAUUUUUUUAAUGACAAAAAGAUAAAAACAUCCUGCUACUAUUAGGUAUGACAUCUUUACGGUUACAAAAUACCUAUGUCAGUGAUCAGUGUACCCUGUGUAUUUUGCAAUUGAUUAUUUUAUUUUACUUAUGCUUUUUAGGGUUCCGUACCCAAAGGGUAAAACGGGAUUUUUUUCGCUCCUCUGUCCGUCUGUCACCAGGCUGUAUCUCAUGAUUCGUGAUAGUUAGAAAUUUCCACAGAUGAUGUAUUUCUGUUGCCGCUAUAACAACAAAAACUCAAAACUAGAAUUAAAUAAAUAUUUUGUGGGGCUCCCAUAGAACAAACGUGAUUUUUUUGUCCGUUUUAUAAAUAAGGGUACGGAACCCUUCGUGCGAGUCCGACUCGCACUCGGCCGGUUUUUUUUUAAUAUGUAUGUUCACCAAUUACUCGAAGGCGCCUGGACCGAUUUGCAAAAUUGUUUUGUUGGUUGAUAGGGUUUAUCUCCCAGGUGGUCCCAUAAUCAUGAGGUCAGGAUCUGAUGGUGGAGACCCUGAGAAAUCAAGGGCAACUUUCGAAAAUUGAAGGCAUGCGUACUGUAAAAACUUGACACUGAGGUGUAUGUCUGAUAACACUAUGCAAUAUUGAAGGUUUGGAGCUGACCUGAUGAUGGAGAUGAGAGAAGGUUGAGGGAACUCGGCAACGGGUCCUGCGCCUGAUCUCUUUCCAGUCGUGUCGGAUUGCCGCCCCAUCGGGUUAUGAGAGUGAAGGAAUAGGGAGUGCACCUGUGUCUGAGCAAAUGCUCGUGCACUAUAAUAUGUCCUGCGCAGCUGGCUGAUCUCCUUAAAUGAGAACAGCCGCCGUGGCCGAAAUCGGCCUUGGACGCCAUUAUAUAUAGUGAUUAUAUAUGUAUAUAUAUCCGUCGUAAUCUAUACUAAUAUUAUAAAGAGGAAAACUUUGUUUGUUUGUUUGGUUGCAAUGGAUAAACUCAAAAACUACUGGACCGAUUUUAAAUAUUCUUUCACCAUUAGAACAUAGGCUAUAUUUUAUCCCGGCGCGGGCAGUAGCUCCCACGGGACGCGGGUGAAACCACGGGAAAACGGCUAGUAUGUAUAUAUAUAUAUACUCAUUCGUACUGAAAUUAAUAUUUAUUUUAAUCGGAGCAUAAUUUUGUACGCGAUUAAGGCGUAUUUUAUUAUACAUAUAUAUAGAUAUUAUGCUCCGAUUAAAAUAAAUAUUAAUUUCAGUACGAAUGAGUAUAUACAAUCACUAAUCAAUAUAUAUUUCUUCCUAUUUAUUUUAAUAGCAUAAUCUUGUACGUGAUUAGGGCACUACACAUUUCGCCAUUGCAGCGUCGUGCAUAAUUCAUUUGUAUGACUUUUUUGUCUAAAAACGUCCACAUAGCUUUUAGCUUCGAAUGAUGCUGCCCAUCUCCGAGAAAAAUAUUUGAUAUUCUACUUAGUGUUGUAACUUACCUCUCAUCAAUUUUUCAUGUACUUAGGAUGGAAGUCGAUGUCGAGGAUGGAUCGGAAGGAGUAUCGUCCGUGCCAGUGCUGGAGGCUACACAUCCUUUAAUGUUACCUCGCUUUUCUCGGCUAGAUCAGGUGGCGACAGCAUCAAGGAGGGUAGCAUCCGCUAGUAGCCGCGGUGGUCAUUCUGGGAGAGGCCGAGGUAAUUUUGGACGUUGGAAAAGAGGGAAGGAAUUAGUCGAGAAGUAUCCUUCUGACCUUGACUUCCCUCCAAAUUUGACAGAGGAAGUAAGGCGAAUUCAAGCUAGGCGUGAUAGGAAUUUGGUGUCGUCGAAUGAACAGAGACAAAGUGUAAGUGAGGAGGAAGCGCUCUUUCAUGAGAUUGAUCGGGAAGACUUUAGGUGGGAGGCGAUGGAUGGCUGGCAAAAUGAAAAAGAGACCUUUCUCCGCGAUACCAUUGGUCCUUGUCGUGAAUUUGUUGAUCCUUAUGAUGCCUUCAGGUCUUUUUGGGAUGAUAGCAUCUUAAAUCACAUUGUGGACGAAACCAAUAGGUACGCGAAUGAAAUAAAACGAACGAGUGAGAGAUUUGCCAGGUUAUGGUAUGAUACGAAUGUGCAUGAGAUAUUGGUACUGUUCGCAUUUUGGAUGAUGCUUGGCAUCAUUAAAAUGCCUUCAAUAAAAUCUUGCUUUAGCAACAUACCUUUAUUGAAGACGGAUGCAUUUAGGCACCUUUUUAAAGAAGAAAGGUAUUGGCUUUUGAAUCGAGCCCUUCAUUUUGCCAGGGGUUCUUCGGAUCCUUCUGAUCCGGAGAAUGUUUUAUACCCGAUGGGGCCAAUUUUAGACCAUUUAAACGCAAAAUUUAAAGAGUUAUAUUCUCCUAGCCAAGAUAUCUGCAUAGAUGAAUCCCUUAUUCUUUGGAAAGGACCUCUGUCAAUUAAACAAUAUAUAAAAACGAAAUCCGCACGUUUUGGACUGAAAACUUUAAAUUUAUGUGAAUCCAGCACAGGUUAUCUCUGGAAUUUUUUUAUUUACCUUGGCAAAAGAACGACCAACUCUACUUUGCCCUCGAGUACCAGCACCGUACUGAGGCUUGUAGCACCACUUUUGAAUCUUGGCCAUGUCUUAUUCAUGGAUAACUGGUUCAACUCUCCAUCACUAGCAAGGUUUUUGAAAAGGCGAAAAACGGAUUGCGUUGGCACAUUACGUGCGUGCCGGAAAAACGUGCCUAUCGCCGUUCAAAAAGCUAAGCUAGUGGAAGGGGAAUACAUGGGACGCCAAUGUGGUGACCUCAUGGUAAUGGCUUACCAAGACCGUAAGCGGUUGACCUGUUUAUCCACGUAUGGCAUGACAUGGCUCAAAUUCAAACUGCUGCCAAGCCAGGCCGAAUAUCGGUCUAUAAGCCCAAGCUUAUAGACGAUUAUAAUCGAGGGAUGGGUGGCGUUGAUCGUUUAGACCAAAUGCUUGAGCCCUAUUUAGUAGAGCGAAAGCAGUGCAUCAAAUGGAACAGGAAAUUAUUUAAACGAUUUCUCAAUAUUUCUAUCCAGAAUAGCCGUAUUCUAGUUGAGAAAUCGACUGGGAAAGCGCACCAGGCUCUACAGUUUCGUCUAAAACUCGUAGAAGCCAUUGCUAACAAACAUUUACCCCACGUCCCAAAGGCUCGUUCAGAAGCUACUUCUGGACGACGUCGCACGUAUCCACUCGGUCGUCUGACGGAGCGGCAUUUUAUCCAGCGCAUUGGAAAUAAAGAGUAUGCCGACAAAAAUCGGACAUCACGUCGAAAAUGCGUGUGGUGUGCCGAUAGAAGGGGAACCAGUACGAAAACAACCUAUGAGUGUGCUGAAUGUGGCAUGGCGUUAUGUUUAGAUUUUUGUUUUAAAGAGUACCAUACUAAACCAUAAUUUUCAACAAAAUUUCAUCAAAAUCGUUGGUUGCGUUACCCGAAUCCCCUGCAUACAAAAUUUUAUCAAAAUCGUUUGUGGCAUUACUCGAAUCCUCUGCAUACAAAAUUUCAUGAAAAUCGUUUGUGCCAUUUCUCGAAUACUCUGCAUACAAAAUUUCAUGAAAAUCGGCUAUUGGCAAUAAGUUCCUGUUCCAUUGGAAAGUAUUUUUUAAAUAUUGUUUUUUGGCAUUGUAUGAUGAUGGAUGAAAGGAGAUGAAUAAAAGGAAAGGAUGAUCGUGCAGGAUAUGAACGGUGUACCUCGGUCUGUCCAUCCCUUUUAUGUCUUUUGUCAUUGUGCGUUUCUUCGUCAACCGUAAAUAUAUUAUUCUCAUAAUAUUGUAAGAAUCGAACAAACAUAAAAAUAGAACAAGAAACAUUUCUUUGGGUGAUGUAUACAGUCAUUGGUUUAUUUGCUACUACAGAGAUCUAAAAUUGAGCAUUCGGCAGGAAGUUCGUCGGUUACUAGCUAUUCCACCUUCUUGCAUGACAGAAGUAUACAUGACGUUCAUAUGUAUUGAUACCUUAACAUUUUUAUACGUUGUAAUAGGGUUUCAGAGUGACCGCCUGUAGGGCUCCUAAUAUGCAUGUUUUCAACCUAACCUAGUAAGCAAUAAUGUAAGUCAGCUUGAUAUAACUCCUGGCCAAGUUCCUAUUCCUAUUUGUGACCUAUGCCUGCAUGAGUAUGUGUUGUAUAAAUAGAUUAUAAGCAAUAAUUAAUUAACAUCAAUGCAUACAAAGCCUUAAUUUUCCAAAAAAUAAUCCAUGUGUUCAACCUAACCUAGUAAGCAAUAAUGUAAGUCAGCUUGAUAUAACUCCUGGCCAAGUCCCUAUUCCUAUUUGUGACCUAUGCCUGCAUGAGUACUAUAUGUGUUGUAUAAAUAGAUUAUAAGCAAUAAUUAAUUAACAUCAAUGCAUACAAAGCCUUAAUUUUCCAAAAAUAAUCCAUGUGUUCAACCUAACCUAGUAAGCAAUAAUGUAAGUCAGCUUGAUAUAACUCCUGGCCAAGUCCCUAUUCCUAUUUGUGACCUAUGCCUGCAUGAGUACUAUAUGUGUUGUAUUAAUAGAUUAUAAGCAAUAAUUAAUUAACACCAAUGCAUACAAAGCCUUAAUUUUCCAAAAAUAAUCCAUGUGUUCAACCUAACCUAGUAAGCAAUAAUGUAAGUCAGCUUGAUAUAACUCCUGGCCAAGUCCCUAUUCCUAUUUGUGACCUAUGCCUGCAUGAGUACUAUAUGUGUUGUAUAAAUAGAUUAUAAGCAAUAAUUAACAUCAAUGCAUACAAAGCCUUAAUUUUCCAAAAAAUAAUCCAUGUGUUCAACCUAACCUCGUAAGCAAUAAUGUAAGUCAGCUUGAUAUAACUCCUGGCCAAGUCCCUAUUCCUAUUUGUGACGUAUACCUGCAUGAGUACUAUAUGUGUUGUAUAAAUAGAUUAUAAGCAAUAAUUAAUUAACAUCAAUGCAUACAAAGCCUUAAUUUUCCAAAAAUAAUCCAUGUGUUCAACCUAACCUAGUAAGCAAUAAUGUAAGUCAGCUUGAUAUAACUCCUGGCCAAGUCCCUGUUCCUAUUUGUGACGUAUACCUGCAUGAGUACUAUAUGUGUUGUAUAAAUAGAUUAUAAGCAAUAAUUAAUUAACA
Messenger RNA from Helicoverpa armigera (cotton bollworm), 5879 nucleotides. RefSeq lists its product as uncharacterized. The record is from RefSeq and is a predicted model, not a curated record. The coding region runs from base 142 to 462 and encodes 106 amino acids. Lineage: Eukaryota; Metazoa; Arthropoda; Insecta; Lepidoptera; Noctuidae. The transcript has 3 exons.